Molecule: messenger RNA, 1272 nt
Organism: Cetraspora pellucida
Lineage: Eukaryota; Fungi; Glomeromycota; Glomeromycetes; Diversisporales; Gigasporaceae
Source: the annotation of a GenBank genome assembly
AUGGAGUCCGACACUCUAGUUAACUUCAAGGUAACUUGUUCCAAUGAGCCCGCAGUAUUGCGUCGCAUUACGUUCAGAAAGAUAGCGGAUGUCUCUUACCAAGCAUUAUAUUCAAAGCUAUCACUACUUUUCAAGAUUAACGAUUUUAAAAUUCGUUAUACGGAUGAAAAAAAGGAUAUCAUUGCCAUCGAUAACGAUUUUGAUUUGCGAGAAGCUAUAAAACACAUUAAGUCUCAUUCUAAGGAAGGUUCUCGUUUUGUUGUCCGGCUAAUCUUGGAAGUAACAUCCUUUCCUACCAAUCAAGAAUAUCCUAAUUUAUCCAAUUAUAGUCAUUCUGGUACUAACCCAAGCAUAGCGCAGAAUUUUGUUACCCAACCAAACAAUAUGACAGAAGUUAGUAAAUCUAAGAGUAUCCAUCGUCACGACGACAAUCAUGCUUUCUUAUCUAUUCCUCACCCUCCCACUUCUUAUGAAUCCACAAAUUCCGGAAAGUUAGGAAGAAAUUAUCAUAAUGCAAUGUGUGAUUACUGUAAGUCAGUAAUCGUGGGCAUUCGCCAUAAAUGCAUCAAUUGCCCAGAUUUUGAUUUGUGUAACGAUUGUGCUGCCCUUGCACCAACCCAACAUCCAGGUCACACUUUUAUACCGAUUCAUAGAACCGGUGAACCUGAAAUCAAACCUUCCAAUUCUGUAUUCCACCCUGGAAUCAGAUGUGAUGCUUGCGGAAAAGCAAUUCGUGGUGUUAGAUAUAAGUGUGGUAACUGCAUUGACUUUGAUUUGUGUGGAAAUUGCGAAGCAGAUCCCAUCAACAAACACGAUGAAAGUCACAUUUUCUUAAAGAUUAAGAAACCUGUGCUGAAACGACUUCGAGCAAAUAAACCAUUACUACAUCAUUUAUAUUCGGAUGCUAAUCAAAAAACUAUCCAUGCUAAAUAUUACAGACGAUCUUCUCAAUCAAGAAAUGGUCUAAAUGAAAUGGAAUUUGUAGCAAGUCCAAGCAUACCGGUUAUAUCUAGUCCUGAUUCCUCGAGUUCAAACCGAUUAAAUCUUCUAACCAGUGAUGGAGAUACUAAUAGUGAAUCGGUUAUCAGUCGAGCGCCAAUUGGGUUGUAUAAUAGUUCUUUGUCUAACUUUAAUAUAUCAUCUCCCGAAAAGCUUGCACAGGAAACAGUCCAAACAUUUAUUUCUACAAAUACUUCAGAUAUCCCUUGUUCACCUUCACCGUCUGUAACUACCAUUGCCUCUCAUGACGGUGAUGAUAUUCCCAUGUCGUAG